Messenger RNA from Melanotaenia boesemani (Boeseman's rainbowfish), 5918 nucleotides. RefSeq names its product zinc finger protein 316-like. Gene Ontology annotation, cellular component: nucleus. Lineage: Eukaryota; Metazoa; Chordata; Actinopteri; Atheriniformes; Melanotaeniidae. Bases 175 to 1671 code for a protein of 498 amino acids. The transcript is spliced from 4 exons. The record is from RefSeq and is a predicted model, not a curated record.
UUCUGGGUAGAUCGGAUAGACGAUUGUACAGGAGACGCUGAGGUUCUUCUGUAUGUGUCCAGUCACACAUCUGUGCGUGGAUCUGCUUACAUUCGCGCGCAGCAGCAGCAGCUACCGUCCGCGCGCAUCUGUUAAUUCCGUUUAAACAGGAAGACACGUCCAGACCUGACGACGAUGGCGGACUGUCUGGGCUUUCAGGCGCAGAUCGCCUCGAUUAUAGAGAUUUUAGCCAACUCGGCUGUGGCGGAAAUCUGCAAACUGGUGGAGGACGGAUAUGCGGCGCUGCGUGCUCAGAUGGAGCAGGAGCGAGAAAAGAGCCAGAAAGAAAACGAUGCUCUGCGACAGAAGCUACAGGAAAUGGACGUGAAGAUGCGGAGCUGCGAGAGGAAGAUGAGGAGACGGAAUCAACGGGAGGAAGCGCAUACCAUUCAUUUUAAGUCAGUCACAGUACCUGAAGAUCAACAGUCUCUGCUGCUUCCUCCCGCUGCCUCUGAAGACAAACCUUUUCAUCACGUUUCACAGCAGAGAGAAGCCCAGGUAUUCCCACUGGUGAAGCAGGAGAAAAAGGAGAGAGAUGACUGCAACCUGGACCUGAAGGUGGAGGUUAACAUCAGGGCGGAGUGUGGUUUCUCUAAUGCCCCGGAGUCCAGUGAGGAAAACCCAACGACUGAUGUUCUUCUUGACACAAAUGUCACCAGCUUUACCUCCAACACUGCACAGGCUUCACCACCUUCAACCGAUGCCACAAUGGACUUGACCUGCAAACCGCGAGCAAAACGCAAGUCCACGAAACCUCCGAACAGCAGCCUGAAGAACCUCAGUUGUGGAUCUCAAGCUCCCGAAGCUGCAUGCAGGGACCUUACAGGCAGCUUGGCAGAUGGCGCAGUGAAGCCAGAGAUCCAACCAGACGACACUACAGAUGACGAACUUCCUCCCUCUCAUCUGUCGGCCCCCGUGGAAUCAGAUGAGCCCAGUCCGGACCGCCUCAACAGCCUGGGUCUGGAUCUGGCCUGGAUGCAGGAGCGGGUCAGCCAUCUUGGUGCGGCAUAUGCAGUUGCCCAGUUGGGUUUGGGGAACGCAGAGACCGGACACCCUUCUGCUUCCUUUCCUGCACAGGGAGACGGCAUAGAUGGCCCCCCCACCAUGCUCUUUGCAGGUGGUUCUCAUGAAAUGGCUGCUUUCGCAAACUCCUUUGACAUGGCUGCCGUUGCUGCUGCUGCUGUCAUAACUGCACCGCCCCCUCCACCUCCACCCCCAGCCCCCACAGCUCCUUCUGCCACGACAGCUAACCAAAGGCGGCCUUACAGAAACAGUGCUGCUUCCUCUAAAGAACCCAUGGUCUGCGCCAUCUGCAGGCGGGUCUUCCCCAGUUCUGCCACCCUGGAGCUUCACCAGCGGGUGCACACGGGGGAAAGACCCUACACCUGCCCCCACUGCGGAAAGGGCUUUGCCCAGCCCAACAACCUGAGGGUCCACCUCCUUGUCCACACUGGAGAGAGACGUUACCGCUGCACGCUGUGUGGAAAGAGUUUCAUCUCAUCAAGCCACCUAAAGAGGCACCGUACGGUCCACACGCAGGAAAAGCCCUACAGCUGCUCACGCUGUGGACAGUCCUUCAGCCAGAUGUGUAGUGUUAGAAGACACCGUCAGCAGUCUCAGUGUGGCCUGUAGACCCAGCAGCAGCAUCCAGAACUGAUCCUCACACAGUCUGGACCCUGAUUGGAGGAUCUUUCUGGUCCUGUCGAAGCAGAGACGGAUGUAUACUGAUGUACCACCGUAUGUAAUGUUGUGUGUUCCAGAUCAUCACAGCUGUUUGUGAAAUCUGUUUUGAGGUGGAUUUUCCUUAUUUGUAGUUUCAUGGUUUAAAAUGGUCACCUAGACAAAGUGUUUGCUUCUGGAUUUCAUGAAGUGUUCUUGUUUGUGACAUGCUGUCCGGUUUACAUGGUCAACACACAAGGGCUGAUCCUGGACCGGUGGGUGAUGGUUUCUGUGUGACUGUUGAUGGGAGCAGACAGUAGGAUGUACCUCUGCCCACCUGGUCGAGCAGGAUGGACUCAGCCAUAUCUUUGGAGCAUUAAGUUCUGCAGUAACCAAGUAAAGAGCUGACACAUGCAAUUUAAAACUUACGAAGAGAAAUCUGUUCUUGCGUUAUUCAGCUGUGAAUUCUAAAGCUAGAUUUCUUUUCCUGUCACUUCUUUCAUGUUUCAUUUGUUUGAAACUUUCAGUCCUCAAAGAUUAAUUUGUUCUUCUUGUAUUUAAAUAAAUAUUCACAUUGAGGUUUUGAGUCAGUUUAAAUGGAAAUUUACAUACUUCCACAUUUCUAAAUGUUAAGUACAACCUCAACUCCAAAAAUGUUGGGCUGAACGAUUAAUCAACUUUAAAUCAAAAACGCAAUUUAAAAUGUUGCAAAUCACAAAGGGGAGCGAUUAAUUUUUAUGCUACAUGGCGCCCGAUCCAGAUUUAAACCUGCGGCUUCCACAGUUUUACACAUCGACCCACGUCAGUCGUAUUUCCUGUGUGACAGUAAACAUCAUGUGACACUCAGCUGUGAAGUCACAUGUCCAGACCUCAUCGUGGACUAAUUUUUUAUAUAAGACUGAAAUGCGGAGACCAAAGACACUGAAAAUAGAAAACACAAUGGGGAAUGUCCUGAUAAAGACGGUUUUACUGAGGGAAAUAUUCUUAAAGGUCAAAUCUCACAAAACAUGUUGACAUUAAUACAACUUACAAAAAAUACUGGAUCCAUUUUAAGCCGUAAUACGACUCAGAACGUCUUACAAUAAAGUAGCUUCAGCUUGUUCAGCUGCGUCUCCGUGAUGGAAAUGAAGUUCUCAGCAUAACGUGGAGAGAAGCUGCUCAGUAACAUCAGACUGUUUAGUUUUAACCACAAAGACAAAAUAUAAACCUGUUCUAGAGGAAGCUUCAGUGUUUUGGCCACAGGUUGCAUCAUGUAGUUGGUAAAUAAAGCCAUUCAGAUUUGAACUUUAUGUUUUUGUUAGAAUAUAGAGCAUCUCCUAUAAAAAAAUAUAUUUCUGUGUGAACACUGACCAGAAGCUGGAAUUUAAAAUAAAUCGCAAUAUCUGUAAGAAAAAUCGUUAGAAAUGAAAUCUUUUUCUAAAUUUGUCAGCCCUAUGCACUGUAUAAAAUGUAAAUACAACCAGAAUGCAAUGAUUUGAUGAUGUCAUCAACCCAUGUUAUUCCCAGUAGAACAUAGACAACACAUUAGAUGUUCAAACUGAGACAUUUUAACCAUUUUAUGGGAAAAUAUCAGCUCAUUUUGAAUCUGAUGGCAGCAACUUGUCUGUGUAAAGUAGUUCCAGGGUGAUGUUUAGGAUUGUGUAGCAUCCCCUCUUCUUUUAACAUCUAUCUGUAAACAUCUGGGAGGUUAGGAGACCAGUUAUGGAUUUCAUUGUGAACUGUGUUCCCAGACGGUGGUUUCUGGAAGUUUCCUGAGUCCAUGCAGUGGUUUCCAGUAGAGAAUCAUGUCUGGUUUUAAUGCAGUGCUGCCUGAGAGCUCCAAGAUCACAAAGAUCUGUUUUUUUACCUUCAGCUUGUCCCAUGUGUACAGAGAUUCCUCCUCAGUAUCUGAAUCUUUUGAUAUUAUACACUGUAGAUGGUGGACCUUCAAAGUCUUCACAAUUUUACAUUUACAUUUUUUCGCAAUUUUUAGACCCAUUUUGUCUCAGAUUGGUGAAUCUCUGUCCAUCUUUCUCUCUGAAUAGUUGUCAGUACUUCCCUAGUUGCCUUUUAUUUGUACCAGUUACUUUUCCAGCCUUUUGUGGACCCUGUUCCAACUUUUUACAGACGUGUUGCUGCUUUCAGAUUCUAAAUGAGCUCAUAUUUUUAAUGAAAUGGUAAAAUAUCUCCAUUUCAGGAUCUGAUGUGUUGUUUAUAUUCUACUGGAAAUAAAAUGGGUGGUGGUGUGAUUUGCAAAACAUUGCAUCAUGUUUUUAUUUACAUUUUGCAGCUUCCCAGAGCUUUUAGGAUUGGGGUUGUACUUGAAUGUAGUCAAGUGGAAACUGAUUUCAGGGACAUAUUAUCACUGAAUUUGGAAAUCUGAGCUGUUCUUUCUUUAAAUGGAUAAAACCAAACAUUUAAAAGUAGAAAAGUAGUAACUAAUAGAAUUUUGCUUAAUUUUUCUGCUCUAUCUGGCACGCAGCUCCUCUCUUGGUUGCCCCCUGCUGGUUGGGGUAUGAACUGUGAUAGAAUUUGAAAAUCGGCAGGUCUGAGCUAAACAUAUUCUUCAUACAAGACCAUGAGGGAGACUUCAGCCUUUAUAUCUGCAGGUGUUCCAGUUUUUUGUUUAUUUUUAGCCGUACAACUCUUAUGACAUCAUUUUUUCUGAGGCUAAUGUGUAAACCAGGUGCUGAGUGUUAGCAUCGAGCAGCUAAAGAAGCUAAUCUUCUUCAGGAGUUGAUAAAGAACUUUGGCUAAAAGCAGCACUAAAACCAAAAAGUUGUUGGAGACUUAAACCGAAAGGUUCUCUUAGAGAAAAUGUCUGAAAUUGAGAAAAGUUUAAAUAAUUUAUCUUCAUUUGGCCUUUACUCUGUUUUUGUUGCGCCUUUUGUUUUUUUUUUAUUACACACUUAUGAUUAAAAUUAUGGUCAUAAUUAAAUAUUGACCAAACUGCUCCAACACUGCAUUCUGGCUUUUUUUAUUUGUAUAUUUUCAGGGCUGUGUUGGUGAGGAAUGAGAACGAGCAACUCUGGAGUUGAUGACAAACAAACACUUCUUCCUGUCUUUGGGUGAUACAAGACUUCCAUUCCUGGACGCUCACUCAGAAAACUAGGUUUCAAAAAGCACUUUAAAUGUUUCCACAGGAAUUUGAUGGAAUCUGGAGACUUUGUUGGUGAAGUUUGGUGAAUUAUGUGAACCACUGCAGCAUCUCUAAUGAGCGGCCUUCUCCAGAAAUCUGAGUUGAAUCCUACAUGUCAGCACUUUGCUGUGAGUGUAGUAGCUCAGGCUGCACGUUAUUAUGUGUGAUUGUGUUCACGAUUGUCAGUGUGUGUUUAUUCCACAUUUUGUACCAACCAAGCCAAAAGUGUCGAGUCUUUUUAAUUUAUCCUUUGCUCUUAAUUAAAUGGGGGGUAUAGACUGUAAAAAUAUGGCAAGUCCAGCUAAAUGUCAGAAUUGUGUUUGUAUGUGUUCAUAUUUGGAUGUAACUGGUGAUAGCUGUAGGUUCCACAGCUUAAACCAAUAAUUUGACUAUUCUUUUAUGAUGGUAUUUAAUGGUGUCUGGGUGUCAUUAAAUAUGUAAAACCUUUACAAAGAGCCUGCUUUGCUUUGUCAUCAUUUUCAAAUAUGUUUAUAUGAAGUCACAUCAGUUCGGAGGACCAGAUUAAUUCCUUCCUGCUUCCUGGAGACUUGGGUCCAGGGUCAUUUUUCAUUCAUUCAUUCGUAGAGACUGUCCUAACUCCAUCCUAGGAAUUAAAUUUAUAAUGUCAGUACAAAAGAAUUUGUAAUUAUUAAACAUGUGGAGGCCAGCUGCAGCAUGUCAGCCAGUAAUCAGCUGUUGAUAAAUCCCACAUGUUCUGAAUCAUCUGCCCGCACCGUUAAGUUUACCAGAUACAUCCCUUUAGAAGUCACAUGGGAAUCACUUGUGUUUCUCCUCUGAGUUAUUGAGAGGAAGAAAUCAUUCAUUUCUACUGAGUUUGAAGCUAAAACAUCUGUUUAGUUCAGUUAUUCAGCUUCAGUUAACAUUUAUUUAAAAGAAUUAACAUGAAGCAUGUGCAGUGUCUGUCUUUUAACAUCCCAUCGCAUGGUGAUUAAAUUUUGCUGCUCUACUCAACUUCAGCUGAGCUAGUCUGUUCACCGAUAGGAUUCAGUGAAUUAUAAGCUCCAUACAUGAACAGUGUUGUAUGCUUCAUGUAUGCAGGUCUUAUGAUUGGUCCAGAUAUGAACUUAGAAAUGUCUUUGUG